This is a messenger RNA of Closterium sp. NIES-65, 3507 nucleotides long. The record is from the annotation of a GenBank genome assembly. Lineage: Eukaryota; Viridiplantae; Streptophyta; Zygnematophyceae; Desmidiales; Closteriaceae.
AUGGGUCCGCCGGGAAUGAUGGGAGGUCCGGGGGGAGGAGGAGCGGAUGGGGGUCAUAACCCGCUAAACGACAUGCUCGCGGGGGCUGGGUCGGGGUUCAUUCGGUCGGGCCUGGGUGCUUAUGGCGAGCGGCUACUAGGAAGCAGUCGCGCCUACGUUCAAAACAACGUGGGCAAGUACUUCGCAUCCACUGACUUCCACUACUACUUCCAUGUCAAUGAUGCCUACGUGCGCAACAAACUCAAAAUCAUCGUCUUCCCGUUCCUACACAAGGGCCACUGGACGCGGGUGGCGGAGCAGGUGGCAGGGGGGCUGACCUACAAGCCGCCAUGCAAUGACAUCAACGCCCCGGACCUUUACAUCCCCGCCAUGGCCUUCGCCACCUAUGUCAUGCUUGCCGGACUCUCUGCUGGCCUACUGGGCAGGUUUGCGCCUGCAUUUGUGAAUGCGCGUGUUGGCAAGGGAUUAAUCGGGUGGUUUUUGGAGGUGCUGCUGCUUCGGACGAUACUCUACUCGUUGGCAUCAGGCGAUGCGCCGUUGCUCGAUCUCGUGGCGUACGCUGGCUACAUGUUUAAACUUCAAAAUCCCGUCUGCUGUCAUCUGGUUGCUGUUCCCCGGAUUUGCCAGCUCAAGCAAGGGUCGGCUUGUUCUCGACCGUUCUCUAGGCUGGCAAACAUGGCUGACGACGAGGACGAGCAGCUGCAACGGGCCUUUCGCAUGAGCUUAACGAGUCAUCCGCCAGCAGACGGCUCUCCGCGAAACCCUCAGACCAGCAACAGCGGUAUCAAUUCCCAAUCCACCAGCGGAUUGAAUGUCAGUCCUGACCCUUGUCCGCCAUCCGCGAAGCGCAGCAAAUCCGAGGAUGAGGGAUCGGAUCCCGGACAAGCGGGAGGUGGCUAUAGCGGGGGUUCUUAUAGCGGUCGCGUGGCAUCGAGACCGGAGUCGGCGGAGGAGCGAGAGAGGCGGAUACAGCGGGAGAUUCGAGCAGCAGCCGCAGAACGAAGAAUGGCUGCUUUAGGAAAGCCCAGUGCAGAAUCGGCCAAAAUCGGAUCAACCAAUAUCGGAUCAGCCGUUGCCUCUUCGGGAGCUCCAGCUCUUGCCACGUCGAGCCGUCCUCAGAGCACUACUGUCAGGCCCGAUCCACGUGUAGAUAAGGCUCCCACGACCGCCUCUGCUCCUGCCAAUCCCAUUCCGCCACGUGUCCAUGACAUUGACAUGGCGGAUCAGGCAUGCGAUUCGCUGGCAGAGCAGACUAGCGGGAAGGCGUCAGUAGAAGGCAAGGCAGGAGACGUGAGAGUUCCAGGAACCGAAGACGCGAGUUUCGGAGGGAAAACUACAGAGGGAAGCGCAACGGAAGCUGAGGGAUCGAAAUCGAACUUGGCUGAACCUGAGGGGUCUGGCAUGGGGGGGUCUGGGAAUGCUCGUACGGCGGGUGGUGGGGAGGUUGUGGUGGGUGGAGAGGGGUGGAGGGAGGCGGAGAGGCGUUGGGAGGUUGAGCAGGGGUUGGCGGAGUUGCCAUUGGACGACGCGUUUCGGCUGUUCGACAUGGUGUUUGGGCGGUCCCCGCCUGCUGCGACCCUCUCGCAGUGGUCCCGACAGGGCUUCAGGUUUAGUGACGACCCGGCGACUUCGUUAGGGCUAGUGCAGAGGGAGGGGGGGCCGUGCGGGGUGCUGGCGCCAGUGCAGGCGCUGCUGCUCAAAUACCUCCUCUUCCCCCCCAUGCCCGCGCACCCCGCGGAUUCCUGCCCGCCUUCCGCGUCCGCCCCCCUUGCUGCCGGUGGUGCUGCUUCUGGGGGGGCGAGCGCUGGGCAGCAGGGGGGGCAGGCAGGGGAGGGGAGGAAGGCGGACGAGGGAGGAUGGGAAGAGGAUGAUAUGAGGUUUUAUGAUUCGAUGCCAGGCCUGGAUGUGCAAGGGAGAGUGUAUCAUAGAGCUUCUGCUUCUGCUUCUGCUCCUGCUGCUACUGGUUCUGCUGGUGAUACAGGUGGUGCAGGUGGUGCUGCUACUGGUGGUGGUGUGGUUGGGAUUGUUCCUGGUGCUGCCUCUGGUAUGGCUGCUGUGGCGGCAGGAGAGGGAGAGGGGGAGGGUUCAGGCGACUCUGCUGCGCUGCCAGGCUUGGAAGCUGUGAGGGACGGAGACGGGGAGGGGGGAGAAGAAGGCGAGGGAGGAGAGGCCGCUCUGAUUUUCUCACAGGUUGAGAGACGAAGGGCUCUGGUGUUGGCAAUGGCAGAGUCGUUAUGGGUGCCAAGCAGAGGGCAGAGAGUUGUCAUUGCUGCCGUAUCACCACACAGGCUGGCUGCUUUGGCUACUUCAGCCUCUCAACAACCACUGACCAGCCCAAUCAGCGAUGAGAAAGCACUUCAAGGAGCAGUCAGAGUGCGACACCUGGCGGGAGCGUCGCAUGCUGACGUGGCGAAGGCGCUUCACCGGCUGUUUCCAGUCUUUGAGAGCGACUUUGGCGCACUGCUGCUACUCUUCUCAGCGCUGCUCUCCAGAGGACUUGAGCGAGUUCAAGAGGACAGGGACGACCCAGAGCCACCGCUUGUCACACGCCCGUUCGGCCAUGCCUCACAGGAGAUUGUGAACCUUCUGCUGUGUGGUGAGGCAGUGGCGAACGUAUUUGAUGGUACCAUGGACUUGGGAGGAGGCAUGGCGCUUAAAGGCAUUCCCUCAGAGGCCCAGGUGGGCUUCCUCACACUCCUGGAGUCCCUCAACCUCUGCAAGGUCGGGCAGCGACUAAAACAUCCCAAGCUGCCCAUCUGGGUGGUGGGCAGCGAAUCGCACUACACCGUGCUCUUUGCGCUUUCGACUGAAGUACAGGAGGAGAAUGAUGCGGAAGCAGAGGAGUCGCGGGUCAGAGAGGUGUUUGACCGCUUUGAUACCAGCGGGGGAGGAGGGUUUGUUGCUGUGGAGUCACUUCAACCAAUGCUGGCUGAGCUGAGGGUAAAUUUCCCUCCGGAAACAAUAGACUCGCUUUCGGCGUUGGGGGUAAUUGUGUGGAACGAGCUGUGGCAGGCUCUGCUGAAGCUGGACCGAUCCCAGGGAGGGUUCAAGAGAGAGGGGUCGAGUGGGGGACGACCUGCCAGCAGGAAGUUUGACUUGUAUCACUUCAAUGGGAUUGCAAAGCGCGUGCAGACAGGAAGCAGCACUGCAGCAGCAGCAGCAGGAGUUUCUGGGGGAAAUGGAGCAGGGGACAUGUCGUAUGGAGGUUUGGAUGUGCCACAGCGUGUGCUAUCACCGCCGUUGACUGCAAUGGAUCAACGGCCGAGAUUAGUCCGGCUCCAUGUGACCGUGCCGCCCAAAUGGUCCCCGGAGGAUCUGAUGAUGAUACCAAGGCCUGAGGGCAGUGGGGCGGAUGAUAUUCCUCCCGAGGUGGUGGCAGACUCGUUUGACUCGAGUGUGAAUCCGAUGCAGCGCGCUUCGCGUGAAGCUCCCCUCGUGGAUUGUAUCCGCACUCGGUGGCAGCGAGCGUCAUGCACAUGGGUAGGGGACGCACCAUCUAUUGUGUAG